GAGCGGAGAAAGGAGAGCAAAGAAUUACCAAGUACAUAUGUUGUUUGAGGCACUCAAUUUAACUACGUCAGUGUCAAAUGACGUAGUGCUCCCUCAGAUAAAAAUGAAUGACAGUGCACUAGAUAAAGACACAAGCACUGACACGACGAAUUCGUAAACGCUGAUAUCAUGUAAUUGUUUUUUUCGCUUCAAGGCCGAAAAAUAAAUGUAGAGAAGGAAGCAUUAAGCAUAAUCAAGGAUAUAAGGUCGAUUAGUGGAGUGUGGACAGGCAUAAUAAUUUCAAGGAGAGAUUGGAGGUACAAAUUCCACCAGCCAGAGUGAAAGCAACACUAUAAACCCCCCUCCGUCAAUCAGUGAGUGGAUGAUAUAACGUUUCUAUUUUUCUCUCCGUUUCUCUUUGGAGUCUGUUGAUCGUACAAAUGUUUCGAAGAUGUAAUCUUGUCAACCAGCUUCGUGGUGCCGCGAGAGCAUCGACGGAAGCUGCUGCAGUCGAGGAGACGCCAUCUCGGUUGCAGCAGCUCCGAGUAAAAUUACGGGAGAAUGAGCAUGAAAUACUUACAGAUACAUUCGGGCGCAAACACACGUAUCUCAGGAUUUCCCUCACGGAGCGUUGCAACCUUCGCUGUACAUAUUGCAUGCCUGCGGAAGGUGUGAAAUUAACCAAGAAGGAAGGUAUUCUAAGGACGGAUGAAAUAAUACAAAUAGCUGAUCUUUUUGUUAAAGAAGGAGUGCGCAAAAUACGUUUGACCGGCGGCGAACCCACAAUUCGUAAAGAUAUCAUUGACAUUGUCGGACAACUGAAGCAAUUGAGAGAUCUGGAUCAGGUUGCGAUUACAACCAAUGGAUUAACUCUAACGCGUCAAUUGCCAGCUCUUCAGAAAGCGGGAUUGGAUGCACUCAAUAUAUCGGUAGAUACUCUGAAAGAGGAGCGCUUUGAAUUGUUUACUCGCAGAAGAGGCUGGGCAAAAGUUAUGGCUUCCAUAGAUCUUGCUGUUCAGCUUGGCUAUAAUCCUGUGAAAAUCAACUGCGUGAUGAUGCGAGGUCGCAACGACGAUGAAAUAAUUGAUUUCAUCGAUUUCACAAGAGACCGGCCUGUCGAUGUACGUUUCAUAGAAUAUAUGCCGUUUCAAGGAAACCAGUGGAAAGAAAAUAAGAUGGUUCCUUUCAACGAGAUGAAAGCAAUAAUCCGAGAGAAAUAUCCCGAUUUUCAAGCUCUGCCAAAUCAGCUUAAUGAUACGUCCAAGGCCUACCAUGUACCAGGAUUCAUAGGGCAAGUUGGAUUCAUUACAUCCAUGAGUCAACACUUCUGUGAUUCGUGUAAUCGUUUAAGAAUAACAGCUGAUGGAAAUUUGAAAGUGUGCCUAUUUGAAGGAAAAGGCGAAGUCUCGCUUCGAGACGCUUUGCGAAGUGGAAUUUCGGAAAAUGCGCUUAAGGAUUUGAUAAGAAGAGCAGUAUCACAAAAAAAGAAGCAACACGCAGGGAUGUUCAAUCUUACUCAAAUGGAAAAUAGGCCAAUGAUACUGAUUGGAGGUUAAUUGAUCGUUAUAAUUAACUA
Trachymyrmex cornetzi is the source of this 1555-nucleotide messenger RNA. RefSeq names its product Molybdenum cofactor synthesis 1 (gene Mocs1). Gene Ontology annotation, molecular function: cyclic pyranopterin monophosphate synthase activity; metal ion binding; 4 iron, 4 sulfur cluster binding. NCBI's taxonomy places the organism in Eukaryota, Metazoa, Arthropoda, Insecta, Hymenoptera, Formicidae. The record is from RefSeq and is a predicted model, not a curated record. The transcript has 7 exons. The coding region runs from base 420 to 1535 and encodes 371 amino acids. Gene Ontology annotation, biological process: Mo-molybdopterin cofactor biosynthetic process.